GGGCGUUGGGCAGGCUGGGGAAGGUGGGUAUGGAAGUCAGUGGUGAUUCUGUGUCCACGGUGAAAACACUUUCCCCAGUGCCGCUCCUUCCUCCUGUGGCACCCACAACGUCACUUGCAACAUGAAGCGAUCCCGUCAAAUUGGCCUUUUAACAAGAGUGGCCGUGGUGGUGCUCCUGGCCACUUCAGCAGAUACCAUGCGACGCAAGUAUGAAGCUCGCAAGCACUGGUGGGACCUCGCGCAGAAUGAGCUGGCGGCUGCCCUCAAUGUUCGAGACAACUGGAACGUGGCGAAGAACGUGAUCAUUUUCCUGGGCGACGGCAUGGGCAUCACCGCCAACACCGCCGCCAGGAUUUUCAAGGGCCAGAAGAAGGGCAUGAACGGCGAGGAGGGUUACCUCACCUGGGAGAGGUUCCCCAACGCGGCGCUGCUCAAGACCUACAACGUGGACAAACAGGUUCCGGACAGUGCAGGCACGGCCACGGCCUACCUGUGUGGAGUCAAGGCCAAUUAUUACACACUCGGCGUCGACCCGGAGGUGACCCUCGGAGACUGUGCAGCGGCGAGGAACCCGAUCUAUCACACGCCGUCCAUCCUGCAGUGGGCGCAGGAAGCCGGCAAAGACACAGGUUUUGUGACCACGACCCGCGUCACGCACGCCACGCCCGCAGCCCUGUACGCCCACUCCGCCCACCGAAACUGGGAGUGCGACGGCAAUCUAGGUCAGAUGGGCAUCGGCUGCAAGGACAUCGCGGAUCAGCUGGUGUCGGAAAACCCUGGCAGGAAUAUCAAGGUGAUCCUCGGAGGCGGGCGCCAGUCCUUCGGUGCGAGCACAGGGCCCGUGAAUAAGGACACAUGCAUUCGCCGUGACGGCCGUGACCUUACCCGGGAGUGGCUCGCUGACAAAGUGCAACGAGGUCAUAGCGCUACUUAUGUCACCAACGCCGGGGAACUGGCCAGCGUCGACUUGGACGAUACUGAUUUCCUCCUGGGUCUGUUUUCCGACACCCACGUCCCGUUCGAGGUUGACCGCGUGAACAGCCCCGCCGGCUCCCCCUCGCUCGCCGAGAUGGCUACCAAGGCCAUCAAGUUCCUCCAGAAGGGCGACAACGGAUUCUUCCUUCUGGUUGAGGGCGGCCGCAUCGACCACGCCUUGCACGACAACCUGCCCCACCGCGCCCUCGAGGAAGCCGUCGCCCUUGAUAGUGCAGUCGCUGCCGCUCUCGAGGAAGUGGAUCUGGAGGACACGUUGGUGUUGGUGACGGCCGACCACUCCCACGUCAUGACGAUUAACGGGUACCCCGAGCGUGGAAAUGAUAUUCUUGGUCUGACUGGUGACAUCUCUAAGAUUGAUAAUAUGCCCUACACGACGCUCAUGUUCACCAAUGGACCCGGUUACAACUACACCACAGACGGGAACAGGGUAAUCCGUCAUGAUCCCCGCACUGUGGACACGCGACAUGUAAACUACCGCAGUCAGGCCGCCGUGCCACUCCCGGCAAUCUCCGAGACGCACGGAGGAGAGGACGUCGCAGUCUGGGCCGCAGGGCCUAUGGCUCACCUCUUCCACCGCACUCACGAGCAACACUACGUUGCCCACGUCAUGGCCUACGCCUCCUGCGUCGGCCCCAGCGCUGGCAAGAGGUGCGAGAGGCCAUCCCACGCCACCUUUACCAGACCGCCGGUGCCUCAGGCCGUCGCCACCGCUACCGCAACAGCCACGUCGUCCGUAGGUGCCGCGGUUGCUUCAGCGGUGGCUUCCGGACAGUCAGCGCCGUCCGUGCCCUUCGUAGGACCGAAAUUCCCCACGUUAUCGCCGGUUCUACAACAGCUCAUUGAUGAUAACGAGCGCAAGAUUAUCGGUUUAUUAGGGCGAGACGUGCAGGGACGAACGCACAAGCCCGGAGUCAGUACGAAGGCAGGACUCCGGCCCCAGGAUUUCAUCGGCCUCAACGCCCUCACCAGCAUCCCGCACAGUCUUUAGACACCGCCUCCCAAGAAAGUCCGAAUUACCUCCGAUACGACCCGUGUGGUUGUCUCUCCCCAGUGAUUUUGUUAACACGGCUCAUGCAGGGUUUUUUGUUUGUUGUUAGGAAAUGUGCUUUGUUUUUUUGUGUUUUGUUUUUUGUAUUUUUUUUUUCUUUUGUGUUUCGUCGAUUUUUAAAAAAAAAAUAUUUGAAUCCUGGAUAAUAAGGGAUGAAAAGUUCCGUUUGACAGGGCGAAUACGAGAUAAUGUGUUUUAUGAUAGACUCAGAUCAUUAUUUUUAGCAUAACUUCUUUCAUCCAAAGGCUGCUACAAUUUGAGUGGCAGAAACUGUAAAUAGAGUUUAGAAUCAUCAGAGCAUCACUCUUCUUUUCCAUUCCUAAUAACAACGAUUAUACAACGGUGUGAUAAUGACUUGAUAUUUAUUCACGUUCACUGUUGAUCAUUCGUCCCUUGUAAAUGUGUAAAACCCCAGAGUAAAUGUUAUCACAUUGUGCAUUAACCACCGUCUGCAGAGUCAUCUACCUCCACCGUGCCCUUUGUCCCAGGUCUUAUUUGUCUUUCCUGCUUUUUAAAUUAUUAGUUAGAUCCUCUAUCUUCUAUUAAUUCCGUGACGUUGUGUGCAUCGCAGAAUCUUUUUUUAUCUGUAAUUACCAUUUAGAGGACUGUAUCACAUGUUUUAUAUAUUUUCGAGACUUGUCAAUUAUUUAUUUUAAAAGUAUAUGCAAUUAAAAAAGUAUUUGCAAUA
Messenger RNA from Penaeus chinensis, 2732 nucleotides. Its product is annotated as alkaline phosphatase-like. Gene Ontology annotation, biological process: dephosphorylation. The record is from RefSeq and is a predicted model, not a curated record. NCBI's taxonomy places the organism in Eukaryota, Metazoa, Arthropoda, Malacostraca, Decapoda, Penaeidae. Gene Ontology annotation, molecular function: alkaline phosphatase activity.